AUGAAUAUUGACCAAGCAGAAAAAAAAAAUGAUGAGAACCCUACACCUGCUAAUCUUCACCGUCUUUGCUCCGCUCAGAACACCAAGUUAAUGUUGGAGGUGCAGGAGAGGAAUAUAGUGAUGCUGCAAAUGCUUAGAACAAUUUAUGCUGCGCAAGAUGCUGCAAAUGCUGAGGACGAAAAUGGUGAUGCAAAUGGUGAAGAAGCUCAGGGUGGGCAGACAAAUCCUGGAAAUGUGGAUGAGACUGGAGAUGAAAACAACAAGGAUGAUGAGGAUUCUGAGAAAGAUGAUGAUGAUUCUGAGGGAGAAGAUGUUGAGGAAUAUUCUGAGACAGAUGAGGAUGAUGAUUGUGGUGGAGCAGAUGCUAAGGAUUCUGAGAAAGAUGAUGAUGAUGAUUCGGAGACAAAUGAGGAUGAUGAUUCUGAGACAGACGAGGAUGAUGAUUCUGAGGGAGCGAAGGCUAAGGAUUCUAAGGCUGAGGAUUCUGAGGGAGUGGAUACUAAGGAUUCAGAGGAUGAAGAUGAUUGA
Molecule: messenger RNA, 528 nt
Organism: Nicotiana tabacum (common tobacco)
Lineage: Eukaryota; Viridiplantae; Streptophyta; Magnoliopsida; Solanales; Solanaceae
Source: RefSeq, a predicted model, not a curated record